AUGAUGCAACAGAAUGCGGUAGGUAACAGUUACAUGUGCUACAGGUGACCCAGCAAAGGGCAAGCUGUUGGGGUUACCAGCCUAGAAGUAGCGCACAACGCAAGCUGUGGGCUAAUUUUGUCUGGUCUAAUGACGGCCUGUCACCACUAUCGCCUAAAGAAAUGACUAGUGAAAUGACUAAUUGUUUGAAGAACGUUCGUGGAAGCAGAACCCAAGGCAUGGAACCGGUUGGCAUCAUUCUUUAAGAAGUGACAGCAAUUUAUUGUGUACAAUUAGCUUUCACGUUUCAUCAACAUGUUGCUCAUGAGGUGUAUCAUUAGAUGUUAAGAGAACCAUACAUUUUUUGUGACAUUGUACAUUAUAUUGUAUCAAGAGAGGUUGAGGCGUCCCUUGUGAUUAUGUAAGUUAUUUUGUUGUGGAUCUCACUGAUAUUUUAAACAACGCAGUUUCUUUAGUAAGUGCUUUCUAAAAAGGAUUCUCUUGCUUUUGUUACACAGGAAGGAAGUACGUGUGUGCACAUCGCAGCAAUGAAAGGCAGUGUAUCGGUGAUGAAAGAACUUCUGAAAUUCAACCCUUCAGGAAUCACGACAGCAAGAAAUAAGGUAAAUGACGGGAGAACGGAUUCUCUUCCCUUACACAGAGGUUACAGCCAUUCUCUGUGACGCAAUAAACAUCAACACCGGAAACAGAGUUUGUUGUUUAUUAGUUAGGACAGAAGAAGCAUUUGUGGUGGUUGGAAAAGUUUCCAAUUUUUUUUUAGUAAACUCUCAAUGACAUACUUUAAUUCUGUUAACAGCGUAAGUUCGCUACGCCCUUAUUACUUGCGGCCAGCGGAGGACAUAAAGCUGUUGUGGAAGUGUUGAUUGCUCAUGGAGCCUCAGCAAGUGACGAAGAUGCGGUGAGUACCAAAUCCAGUGCUGAGUUAAAUUCAAAGAACAAGACGUUCUUAACUCGAGAUAUGAUGUGGACGACUUAUUCCGACUAGACCGUCGCGCAUACAGGCGCGCGUCGUAGUAAUGAGCUUCUCACCUACUCCAUAAAAAAGUAAUCUUACUUAUGCCAAUCUCUUUCUUAUCAAAGGACUUUCAGGUAAACGUUGGCGCAAGAAAAAUCGCUAUAACUAAACGUGUUUGUUUUUUGUUCUCCUUUGUCUGCAUGUAGGACGGCAUGACUGUUCUUCAUCUGGCUGCGAAAUUUGGUCACGUGGACGUGUUAGAAGUUUUACGCGGGAAAGUACCUUGGAGCAUGGCGAGUGUCAAGGUAAAGAUGCUUAUUUACUGCCAUGUUUUUAUUCGUACUCAGUCUGGGACCUUAAGCAAAUGUUGUACUUCUUUGGGCUUUUAUACGACUAGCCGAAAACUGUUAAAUAUGUAAGUAAAUAAACGAGGUGGAAAUCACUUUGUUCUAUAGAGCAAGCGAAAUAAUUGUUGCGCUUGUAACAUAUGAGGUCAAAUCCUGCAAUCGUGAGAUAAUCAGAUUGGGUGAUACUGGUUCCCCCAAGCCCCAUACCUGACUCUCUCUCUCUUUCACUACAAUUUUUCACACUGAACAAUUUGGCCGUGACCUCAUGAAGCCGACUACCAUUUGUCUGGUAUCAGUCUAAACACCACGUGUAUUAAGUUGACUGACCCUCAGAGUAACAGGGACUCCAUAUCACAACAUUAUGAAUUGAGUUAAUAUAUAUUGCUCAGAUACUAAGUCCUUGCAAAAUGCCCAUAAUAUUCUCGUGAGAUUGAAAUAUAUUUUACUAAGCUCAAAGGUUUUAAAAAGUAAAAACACCAGACUUGAGUCAUCUUCAGGGUGAUCGUGACUUAAUUAGUCGAAAUUAUCUUUACAAAAUAUUCAGCCUCAGCUCGUAUUUAUCCUGAUUGCAGAAAUGUUGUUUAUGGAUUUGUUUUUUGUAGACUGGCCUUUCCGCUCUCCAUGUAGCUGCUCAGUAUGGUCAGAUUGAAGUCGUCAGAGAAAUGCUGCUCAAAGUUUCUGGAACUAUAAGAAGCGAGUCUCCUGCAAUGGUGGAAAAUGAAAAAGGACCGCGCUCGGAUGUAAGUUGACUAUUCCAAAACAUAUCCAGCUGCCGGGAGCAGCUUUAUUUGCAGGCUACAGCCUCUCUGAACUUUUUUUCAAAUCCAAAAGGACUUAGAGCGACUUGAGUAUUACGUCAACUAAAUCAAUAGUUACUCCUACUUUACAAAUUAAAACAACAUUACAGCAAAUUGUAGGCCAGUAUCUUUCAGUUGAAUCAGAUUAAACUAACAGAUUUCAUUUAAAAACUCAAAAGUUAGAACCACUUUGAACAGCGUAGGAAACAUUGCCACAGAUUAUAACUAUACUCAGUAUCUUUCAUUUCAGCGGAGUCGCCGUGCUGUUUUAUUGCCUUUCUCUGUAGAAACAUUGAUCAUUAUCUCACUUUUUUUCAGUAUUUCUUUACUCCGCUUCAUCUAGCCGCUCAGUCUGGUCACGUGGGUGUUGUUCGAUUACUACUGAACUCACCAGGGGUGCGUGUGGACUCAGCAACUGCUGUACAGGUAAAUAAUGUACACGUCAUUCGCUUAAUUGGACUAAGUCAUUGCGUUAAAAAGCUUCUGUAUUCAGCACAAGGUACUGAUUGAGGACACUUUUUUACUUCUGCUUCUGGAAAAGGCACCGCUAUCUCUGCUAGUCAUUUUUCAUUCGAGGUUUUUCUGUGUGCUUCUAGAACAAGAACUAUAUUUUUACUGAACAAGUUCGCAGUGCGUUUUCUCAGCAGUUUUGGCCAAUAGGCUUACGCGUUCGUUCCUGUUUAUCGCUUCGCAGUCAGAAACCAUCUUUAACUAGGGCUUGUAUUUCUCCGAUGUAGGGUUCGAUUCCUCUUCAUUUGGCAGCAGAGAAUGGUCAUUCAGAGGUUGUUAGUAUUCUAUUAAGUAAAUCAACCCUACAGCUUCAUGUAAAGGACAAGAUGGGCAGAACAGCUAUGCACCUUUCUGCCGCCAAUGGACACAGAGAACUUAUUUCACAACUGAUAGGACAGGGCGCGGAUAUCAACGCACCUGAUGAGGUAAGUGUCGACGACCGCGUGUACGGAUGGGUUUUUCGUGUUCCGGAAAGAUAAUCCACAGAAAGAUUGUUACAUAUUCCAUCCAUCGUGGUUUUGGAAGCACUGAAAUGUUACAUACGUUUGAAUAGUGCACGUUUCUGCGCUGAUUGAUCCAAAAAACAUCCCUUUCGUUUUUCUUAUUUAAAUAAAUAAAUAAAUAAUGAUUUGGAGGUGCACAUCCACAAAGUGGUUCUUCGUCUACCUGAUUCCUGGUCGAACUGGAAUUUUUCUGAGGAGAGGGGAAAACCUCUCGGAGCAAAGCAGAGAAGCAACAACAAACUCAAACCAGAUACUUUGGCGUCGAAGCCGGGACUUGGUGGGAGGCGAGCGCUCUCACCGCUGCGCCAUCCCUUGCUAUCCCCGUACUCCCCUUCUUAUUUCAGCAUAUUGUCAAUUAAUCGCGCCCAAAGAGGAACAUGUCCUUAGGGACGGACUAUUAGAAAUGUUAUGGGGGCAGUAGGGAAUUUUCGAGCCUCGUGAAUUUUUUUCGUUAACAUUUCUCUUGUAUGAAUUUUUUUAGCCUAGUGUAUAAAUACUUGCUAGGGUUACUUGGCGUUCAUUCAUUUAAUUUUCCCUGGCGUGAAUAUUUUUUUGGUACUUCGUCCCCCCCUCCCCUCCCCCAUGAUCCGUUCCUUCUUUUGUAUUAUUUAUAUUUAGACCAACAUAGACCAAGCUUUGUGGCCUGGCUUCAGGAUCGUGACGUCAUUAUUUUGGUCACCUUUCAUCCCCGUAUGAUGUUUCCCAAACUGUGUGUUUGAUUUUACAUAGCCAGAUUUUAAAAAAUUAUCAGUUAAUGUGAUUUUAGAAAUCCUCGGUUUCUUUUUAGAAUGGAUAUGCACCAAUGCACAUGGCGGCCGAAGCUGGUCACGUAGAAGUUAUAAAAUUGCUGGUCGAAUCUGGAGCAUCACCGCGGGCGGAAUCUCUGGUGAGUUGAACUGUGAUAAAAGACGGAUCGAAACGCACCAAUGACAUAACGAGUCUUCAUAGCCAAUAACAUUACGCCUUAACUGACAGACGACCAAUGACAUUUCCACUUAAUUGACCAAUCAAAUCAAUAACCAAAGUUUAUGACCAACAACUGACUUGAUACAACUCACUGUGACACUGACGAUGACUACCGCACAGGUUGUCGAAACGUCAGUCACUGUCAACAAUAACAGUCCUAUUCAGGCUUACGUUCACCCGGACGAUCAUGCUCAGCCUACUUAUGUUAUGCAGAUUAUAUUGCGAAUUUUAGACUCUCGUUUAUUGUGACUGGACAAUCCAACAGAUCAACAGCUUUGAAAGUCAAAGUAUUCCGCAGUUGGGUAUUGUAGUUGUGUCAUGCGCUUUUUUGUUGAUUCAUUCAUUCAUUCAUUCAUUUUUUAGUAGUAUUAUUACGUUUCUCUUACUUUACAGGAAGGAAAGUUUGCUAUUUGCUACGCGGCUAUGCAAGGUCACCUUGCAGUUGUCAAGUAUCUACUGCAACAGGAGCUCAGCACUGAGCGAUUGCUAGCUGACAGAAAGGUACUUAAUUACCAAUUAUUGUAUACACGGGUCAGGUUCUAAAUCUGGUCAUUACAGGAAGAAAACGUUGACCCGAAGUGUCUGGAGCAAAUGCACUUUUGCACAGAAAUUUUUGUUAACAUUUACCCUUCCACAAAACAAGAAGUAGAAAUAGUCCAUAUAACAUGAUAAUUCCUAAUUGCGGCUGGAACUCGAGAAAGUUGUCAUUUAAGUAACUCAUCGGUUCAUUUUACUAAAAUUCUAUGUCGAUAAUUUUACGUUGUAUUUCUGGUGCGUGUAGCUUCUUACUUCUGUGAUCUUCUAUCAUAAAAGCCUAAUGGCGUAGUGCCGUUACAAUUGCUUAUUAAGUUAGCGGUGUGCUAGUAUGAUUGAGUCUACAAGGCAAGCAACACAUUUGUCAUUGAGGUUGUUUUUGUUGUUUUCCCACAGUUUCUCUUCGAUUUAAUGGUUUGCUCGAACCUGAACGAAAGCGAGUCAGUUAUUGACUUCAUUCUCCAAUGCCCCGCUCCAAUCUACGCCGCGGCCAAGCUCUCUAAACACUAUCGUAACGAGUCCACGCGGGAGAAAGAACGCGCGCGUGACUUAUUGGCAGCUGGCGAAGUUUGUGAGAAUAUAGCUUCCGAGCUGCUGUCUCUCGCAUGCGCAGACAGCCCUGAAAAACUGCUGACAGCUAUUGAUGACCGCGAUGUACCAUUUCUGGAUUACCUUAUCGAGUGUGAACAGAAGACUUGCGUAUCUCACCCGUCGGUUCAAGUUUACCUCGGGGAUGUAUGGCGCGGUGACUUCAAGUGGGACGACUGGAAAUACUUCUUGUUGUUUAUACUGUGUUUGAUAUGUCCACCGUUAUGGGCGUUUCUCUGCCUUCCGUGGAACGAUCGAUAUCAUAAGAUACCCAUUAUCAAGUUUAUUUGUCAUCUCAUUUCGCAUUUCUACCUCAUUGCACUGUUUAGCUUCACAGUCGUGGUCCCUUGGGAGGAGUUAACAGGUACCAGUCUCCUUCCGCAGUGGUACGAAUGGCUUUUAUUGAUCUGGUUAUCAGGAUUAUUAUUAUCUCAGCUCACGGACCCACAUGAUCGCGCAGGACUGGGCUGGAUCCCGGUCAUUGUACUAUUCCUAAGCACAAUUGGCAUUCUGCUUCAUUUAACAGCGUUUGGUUUUCAAGGUGAUGCUCGAAUCGACGUCAUUUACGCUCGGAAUCAGUUCUUCGCGACGUCAAUGAUGCUUUGCUUUGCUCAGCUGCUGGAUUUUCUCUCAUUUCAUCAUUUAUUCGGUCCAUGGGGAGUUAUCAUCCGGGACCUUAUGUAUGACCUCGUUCGUUUCCUGGUUAUUUUGUCAAUCUUUAUGGUGGGUUUUACGGCUCACUUAGCAGCAGUGUAUCGGCCCAUGAAACAAACUGGAACAGGAAACGGACUACAACAUACCCCAGUGGAUUUCUUCCGCUGUUUUGAGCUGCUAUUUUUCAGCUUAUUUGGACUGACUGAGGUUUCAAAGCUAAAAGAACCGGAAUCCAUAGACAAUGCCACGUUUAUACUGGCAAAGGCUACGUUUGGAAUCUAUAACGUGAUAACAAUUAUUGUCCUCAUUAAUCUGCUGAUAGCGAUGAUGAGUGAUACUUAUCAACGUAUUCAAAUGCAGUCGGACAUUGAGUGGAAAUUUGGUCGCGCGAAGUUGAUUCGUAACAUGAAGCGUUCCACCACAACCCCCUCCCCCCUGAAUCUCGUAACGAAAUUCUUUUCCUACUUGCGUCUGAUGUACAAGUUGAAGUUUAAAUGUUGCCGCGCGAGUAUCAUCGACAUUAUUCGAACUGACGAACAGCUUCCCGACAGCACGUCGAUGAAUCCAUUGUACGAAACUUCAAACACUUGGCUUCCAAACGGAGGUCUACCGCAGCAUCGAAAUAGCAGUCAAAGAAAUACUCGAAUCGAAGACGUUAUCGACUGGAAGGUCCUUGUUAAGAAGUUUUUGAUUCUAAGAACUAGCGUAAACGAAGUAGUAACGAAUACUCAAGCCACUCGCGGCGAUAAGACAUUUUCCCCUAGGAACUCACAAGUAAACCUGAGGACAAGGGCAGAGACCAUAGGCUUAGGUCGGCCAGGAACUUCAAUGGGAUCUAGUAUGUCGCUUCAUAAACUUUUCUCGGCUACAGUAAAAAAGAUUGAUGUUGUUUCAAAUAUGAAAGACGCCAACGACGCAUAA
Porites lobata is the source of this 6775-nucleotide messenger RNA. The record is from the annotation of a GenBank genome assembly. Lineage: Eukaryota; Metazoa; Cnidaria; Anthozoa; Scleractinia; Poritidae.